AUACGCGAAUAUUUUUUUCUACUUUCAAAAUGGCGGCGGGAAUGAAGGACAGUUGACACUUUCUCAAUUCCAGGAGUCAAGUUUUUCUUUAAUUAUUACUCCUUGUUUGCAAUAUGGAGUCCGAAGAAAAGCCUGCUAUUGAAAAUGUCUCCAUUGAGAGUGCAGAGGCUGCUGUUCAAGAUUUAUAUGACUUCAGGGAUCACUAUUUUGAACAUAAUGGAAUAGACAAAGCUCCUUUCAGAAAGAGGGAAAUUACCAACAAACUAAAAGAGACCCUGGCAACCUUAGACUAUAUCCAAGCAUCCUCAGAAAACACAUCAAGGUGUCUUUAUUUGAGGGGAAAAGCAUUAAAUGUGAAGUCGGAGUAUGAUAGCAUGGCAGAGGAUGCACUGACUAAGGCUGUGAAGUUAGAGCCCAAGCUCGUAGAGGCCUGGAAUUGCCUUGGGGAGUGCUAUUGGAAGAAGGGGAAUGUAGCAGCGGCAAGGAAUUGCUUUGUUGGUGCCCUAAGUCAUUCAAAGAAUAAAGCUUCAUUGAGAAACUUGUCAAUGGUUCUUCGGCAGAUUGGCUCUGAUUCAAAAGAGAGAGCAGACAAUGUCAGGCUUAGUGUUGAGAAGGCUAAAGAGGCGGUUUCCCUAGAUAUCACAGAUGGCAUGUCUUGGUAUGUGCUUGGUAAUGCUUACUUGUCGCUGUUCUUCAGUGGGUCACAAUCUCCACAGAUUCUGAAGCAGUGCAUGUCCGCUUAUGGCCAAGCAGAGAAGGACCUGGUUGCUGCAAAUAACCCAGACCUUCACUUCAACAGGGCAAUGGCUUACAAAUACCAAGAAGAAUUCAAGCAAAGUGUGGAGAACUUCAGACAGGCUCAUAAGCUUGAUCCGGGAUGGGUAGAGGCUGAAGAGCUCUGUCAGAGGGUCCUGAAUUACCUGACAGACACCAUUCAGCUAGCUCAGGGAAAGGGUAAGCUAAAAACCAAAAGAUUACAGUCCAUGGUGAACUCUCUUGGAGAGGCGGAGCUCGGGCCCUAUUCUGGUGGGAGCUACACAAGUGCUGCUGGGAAGACGGUCGACCUCGACUACACCACCUUAGACAAGCUUACUCCUGAAAUUAACGCUGGCAAAGUGGUGGUGGGUAGAAUGGUGGGAUCCGUGCAAAUGGACGAUCCAUUGCCAUACACAUGUGCCAUAGUAGACAAAAGCGACCUGUGCCUACCAGUGACCGUUUACAACAUGGCAAGUUGUGCAGGGUUUGUUGUUGGUGACGCCAUAGCCAUACCAGAACCUUACGUACAAGUCACUGACUUCACCGAAGACGGAAAGGUGUUCCAAUUCAAGUCGAUCCGUGUGGAUAACCCUGUGGUGCUGGCGGUGAACAAGAAAAAGCUUGGUGCAAGUCACCUCGCGCCAUCUGUGCUCUCCGUUACUGCAAUAAGCGAGUGACGUCAUCGCCUGACACGAGUUUGCGCGACACUGUUUGACAUUUUGAUGGGUAAAGUUCACAUGACCUUGCAUGACCCGUGCUAACUAUCUCUGCCACGAGGUACGCUCAAAAGGACGCGAGUUUGCGUGACAUGUGUCACAUAAUACAUCGCGUGACACAUUUUUUGACCGAGUUUGCGUGUCAAUGUUUGAAAGCAAUUGAUGUGAGCGUGACAUAUUUCGUGAAUAGGUAACUCGUGACACAUUUUGUGACUAGGAUUUCUAAGCAUUUCUGGACAGAAAGUAAUGACCUUGUGUGCUAUUUUUUUCUACCGAAUGUGGGUGACCAUUUUAUCGUAUGGCUUCAAAGCAAUAGUGACGUUAAGUAACAAUAUAUUGUGCUACUCAAUGAA
Messenger RNA from Nematostella vectensis (starlet sea anemone), 1825 nucleotides. Its product is annotated as tetratricopeptide repeat protein 5. Gene Ontology annotation, molecular function: protein binding. The transcript is spliced from 10 exons. The coding region runs from base 114 to 1433 and encodes 439 amino acids. NCBI's taxonomy places the organism in Eukaryota, Metazoa, Cnidaria, Anthozoa, Actiniaria, Edwardsiidae. The record is from RefSeq and is a predicted model, not a curated record.